UUGAGACACUGACGGGAUUUCUCCCGCAGACUGACUCGCUCGCGCGCCCCGGUGCUUCGGUCCCGCCAUGGGCUGCACGUUGAGCGCGGAGGAGCGCGCGGCGCUGGAUCGGAGCAAAGCAAUCGAGAAGAACCUGCGCGAGGAUGGAGUGAGCGCCGCCAAACAAGUGAAACUCCUGCUGCUCGGCGGCGGGGAGUCGGGGAAGAGCACGAUUGUCAAACAGAUGAAGAUUAUCCAUGAAGACGGUUUCAGUGGAGAUGAUGUGAAGCAGUUUAAACCCGUCGUCUAUAGUAACACCAUUCAGAGUCUGGCCACAAUUCUGCGAGCUAUGGAGACCCUCGGCAUUGAGUACACCGACAAGAGCAGGGCUGCUGAUGCGAAGCUGAUCUUUGAUGUGGUCAGCCGAAUGGAGGACACAGAGCCCUACUCUCCCGAACUGCUUGGGGCUAUGAUGCGUGUGUGGAAAGAUGGUGGGACUCAGGCCUGUUUCGGUCGCUCGCGAGAAUAUCAGCUCAAUGAUUCAGCGCAAUACUACCUGGACAGUUUGGAGCGCAUUGGGUCACCAGACUACCUGCCCACUGAGCAGGAUAUUCUUCGGACACGCGUUAAAACUACUGGCAUUGUGGAGACGCACUUCACUUUCAAGAACCUCAACUUCAGGCUGUUCGAUGUAGGGGGACAGAGAUCAGAGAGGAAGAAAUGGAUCCACUGCUUCGAGGAUGUGACAGCCAUUAUCUUUUGUGUAGCACUGAGUGGCUAUGACCAAGUGUUACACGAAGAUGAGACAACGAACCGUAUGCAUGAGUCUCUCAUGCUCUUCGACUCCAUCUGUAACAAUAAGUUCUUUGUCGACACAUCCAUCAUCCUCUUUCUCAACAAAAAGGAUCUUUUUGGGGAGAAGAUCAAGAAAUCUCCAUUAACUAUAUGCUUCCCAGAAUAUACAGGUGCAAACACAUACGAAGAUGCAGCGGCGUAUAUACAGGGGCAGUUUGAGAGCAAGAACCGUUCUCCAAACAAAGAGAUCUACUGUCACCUGACAUGUGCGACUGACACAGGAAACAUCCAGGUGGUCUUUAACGCCGUCACUGACAUCAUCAUCGCUAACAAUCUGCGUGGCUGUGGCCUGUACUAAGUCCCUGCCUCAUCAGGCUCCGAUUGGUUGAUACUGAGGUGUGAUUGAACUGAAGCCCCAUCCCUUUGGCCACAGCACUCCCCUACUUCGCUGUCCUUUUUCUGUCAUCUGGUCAGAAUGUUCACCUUUUUCAACGGUUUUGUUUUGUAGCUUGUCUAUCUAUGUUUAUAUUCUUGGUUGAGGAAAAAAAUGGGUAUGGCUGUACAUCUGUAGGGUAAACAGUGUGGGCUUGGGCGUAGCUUGGGCACAUGCGGGUAUGAAUGUAAGUCACUAUGAAUGAGUAUCUGAUAGUCACACAACAUUCUCUGAAGCUUACGCGGCGCAGAAAACCACAAAAUGCAGAUGCAAAAGUAGCAUGAUCACCUAAAACCUCUCAGGAUCCCAGCGGGGUCGGCUUCUCUUGUAGCUUAUUCUUGUUUAAUAAUAUCUGAGAAAUACUGGACGACUGUGAAUGAAACAUUCGCCUGACUGUUCAUGUGAUUGAGCUGAAUGUCAUUUCAAACACUGAAUGUUGCUCAGAGGCAGCUCACAAGCCAGAGUCAUGCGUGAACUUGGUGUCGCCUCUGAAAGAGUUUCCACCCGACGGCUUCAGGCUGUGGAAUACGACACUGUGCAACAAAUGAAUUCCCUAAGCAGUGCGAUGUCAACAGCGUUCUCACUCUCCAUGAGCACAGGUAGUAAAAAUCAAGCUCGGUUCUUUGUAAAUGAUUCUAUAUAUUUGUUUAUUUAUUAUUUAUUUAUUCAAUGAUUUCUAUAAAUAUCAAUGUAUGUGUUUACAUGUUUUGUAUAACCUACCCUUCACAUAACCUCUUCAUUUAGAAUUAUUUAGAUUAUGAAUACAAACCAAAUCAUUGCAUCGACAGCUAUAUAACCAGCUUUAGAGGGAAAUAAACUUACCGUAUAGAAACUGCACUCUUCAAGUCAUAUUCAACUACAUUUUCGGAUGACUGCGUUAUUGUCUGUCUCUUUAACUCACUUUCUUAAUGGUCUGUGUGUGUGUGUGUGUGUGUGUGUGUGUGUGUGUGUGUGUGUGUGUGUGUGUGUGAGGGUAUGAGAGAGAGAGAGAGAUGCAUACACUCUUUCUUUUUACUGCUGACCUGAUGCUUAACCCAGACUUCUUUUCUCCACCUGUCUUCUCUUUCUCAGCUGUGAAUGUUUUUGUGUGUACUGAAUGCUGACUCUCCCUUGGGGUAUAUUACAUUGUACUGCUGGUUUAAUCUGACCAACUGAUGAAAUGUUUACAUUAAAGCCACAGUUUAGCACCAUC
Messenger RNA from Pygocentrus nattereri (red-bellied piranha), 2399 nucleotides. RefSeq names its product guanine nucleotide binding protein (G protein), alpha activating activity polypeptide O, b (gene gnao1b). The record is from RefSeq and is a predicted model, not a curated record. Lineage: Eukaryota; Metazoa; Chordata; Actinopteri; Characiformes; Serrasalmidae. The coding region runs from base 68 to 1132 and encodes 354 amino acids. The transcript has 8 exons. Gene Ontology annotation, molecular function: mu-type opioid receptor binding; G-protein beta/gamma-subunit complex binding; GTPase activity. Gene Ontology annotation, cellular component: heterotrimeric G-protein complex. Gene Ontology annotation, biological process: adenylate cyclase-modulating G protein-coupled receptor signaling pathway; G protein-coupled dopamine receptor signaling pathway.